Messenger RNA from Actinia tenebrosa (Australian red waratah sea anemone), 1784 nucleotides. Its product is annotated as UPF0489 protein C5orf22 homolog. NCBI's taxonomy places the organism in Eukaryota, Metazoa, Cnidaria, Anthozoa, Actiniaria, Actiniidae. The record is from RefSeq and is a predicted model, not a curated record.
CAUGGCGGACGAGGAAGGAACUUGUUCUACUUCUCAACCAAAAAGGCUAAAAACCGGACCACGAAAGUAUUUAAAGCUUCCAAUUGAAGUGUGUGAGAGCCAUGAAGAUGUCCUUUAUCACAUACAGCGUGCAAUUGCUUCGAAAUAUUUGCCUUUUCAAGGUAUUACAAUGGUUCAUUUGGACUCCCAUCCUGACCUGACCAUUCCGAUGAAGAUGCCUGCAGACUUGGUUUUCGAACCUGAACGACUUUUUGAACGGAUAAGCAUUGCUGACUGGAUCCUGCCGGCUGUUUAUGCAGGUCAUAUCAGUCGUCUCGUAUGGGUUAAACCAGAAUGGGCUGACCAGAUGGAGGAGAAAUCACAGCAAAAGUUUUAUGUUGGUAAAGACAAAGACACAGGUUAUUUGAGGGUUUCCUGUGUGGAUGACUAUUAUCUGGAAGAACUUCUCUAUGCUCCUCAGGACCAGCUGGAAAAUUCCCAAGAACUUGAGCUUAUUAUGUUUACCUUAAAAUCGACCAAGAAUUUAUCAACAGCUGCUAAAGACAAGAAAGAAGUGAUGAAAACUGAUGGUCUUAUGAUCGAGGGAGCUAAAUCUUUAUGCCAACCACAAAGUAAUUAUAAAAAAAGCCAUGAAGACAAACAAAAAGAAGAAAAAGCUACCAAGCAAAAUAAUGAAAUGUUAGAGGAACCAGAAUCAGAAGAGGAAUAUUUCACAUUGCAAGGUUCAUUUAAUAUUCAAGAUGUUGAAAAACAGGGAAAUUAUAAACCAGAAGAAUCAGUGCGUUUAUCUGAGUUACUAAAAACAUUAUUAUCAGACAAUGAACCAUAUAUAUUGGAUAUUGAUAUGGAUUUCUUCUCUACUAAAAACCCUUUUAACGAACKUUUCAAUGAGGAGGAGUUCCAGAGUCUUAGACAAAUAUACAACUUUAUUCCACCAACAUCAAAACAGAAAGAAGACUUGGACAACUGCACAGAGGCAAGAGCUGCUCAACUAGCUUGCAUAGACUUUACAUUUGAAUAUUUUAAAACUGGAGGAAGUGGAAAAGACUCCACAUGUGAAGGAAAUAUGAUGGUGAAUAAGCAACUUUUGAAUCUUCUGGAAGAGAUGAAGGAAUAUGGUGGAGAAGAGCCUGACUUGGAACUGAUGCAUUCUGCAGGCAUGACGAUAGACCUACCACAUCAUGUCAGUACCAAACAGGAAAUAGACAGUCUUCUAACUGAUGUCUGUUAUACAUUACAGUCACUAUCUAAACCUACCAUGGUUACCAUGGCAAGGUCAGCUCAUGAUGAAUACACCCCACCCCAUCAAGUAAAGUACAUCCAGUCAUCUCUCAUCAGUAUUCUUGGUUCUGUGUAUGGUUUGGACUGUAUAGAUAUUCAUCUGCAUUACAAAGAGCAAAUCACAAGCUGAAGUUUCGACGAUAAAGCAACGAGGUGGCUCUCAACUUGGGCGGCCAAAAAUUAACCUUUGUUAAUUAAAGGGGUUGGUACCCCGGAGGAAAUGUGAAAUGAAUGACAAGCGAACUAAAUGAAACUAAAGGUCUGUAGUUCGAUGUGUUAUCAAAUACUAAUGUUGUUAUGAACGACGUCCACGGUGACUCUAUGGCGGCGAGGUUUCCGACUUUUCUUAGUUGCCAUCUUUCUUACUCUCGGUUCGAUCUGAUAUAUGCUUCAAUAUAUACACAACAACUUUGACUUUGACAAAUUGUAAAAUUUCAUAAGAUUAGCCUUUUUAAAAAAAUUAAAAUUAGCCUCUUAUUUUGCCCUUUGCAUGGUUUUCAAAU